Molecule: messenger RNA, 318 nt
Organism: Staurois parvus
Lineage: Eukaryota; Metazoa; Chordata; Amphibia; Anura; Ranidae
Source: the annotation of a GenBank genome assembly
AACCUCCAGCUGAUAACGGAAUGCACACAGACAAGAGUAGUCAGGGCUGGUGAGGUGGAGUGGUCAGGCAGGCCGGGUCAGGAACCAUUGAGCAGACAAGGUACAAAGGAGCAGGCAGACCGUAGUCAGAUGGGCCGGGUCAGAGACAAUCAGGCAGACAAGGUACCAGAGGAGCAGGCAGGAGAGUGGUCAGGAAUAGCCGGGGUCAGCAACGUGCGCGGCAGCGAGGUACCGAAGGAGCAGGCAGAGAAUAGUCAGGGUCACAAGCCGGGUUCAGGAACUCACGGGCAGCGCGGUACAGAGGGAUCAGGCAGAAGG